ACAAGGCAAAAAGGCCCUCCCCCGGAGCACUGCAUUCUGGGAUGCGAAGGCCCAGGCGCGACCUCAGCCAAUGAAGCGCCGCCACGUCACAAGGGCGACGCUGCGCCUCACCCAGCGGCCCCCGCCCGCAGCCCAGCUCCCAGAAGCUGCCUUUGCCCUGCCCUGGCCCCAGGGCCGCGCCCUGCCCGCCCUCCUCGGCCCCAGCAUGGUGGACUACUACCAAGUGCUGGGCGUGCCCCGGCAGGCCUCCACCGACGCCAUCAAGAAGGCCUACCACAAGCUGGCGCUCAAGUGGCACCCCGACAAGAACCCGGAGAACAAGGAGGAGGCGGAGAAGCGCUUCAAGCAGGUGGCCCAGGCCUACGAGGUGCUGUCGGACGCCCGCAAGCGCGGCGUCUACGACCGCUAUGGCGAGGCCGGAGAGGACAGCGGGGCCGCCCCGGGCCGCCCCUGCCACGACCCCUUCGAGUGCGUCUUCAGCUUCCGCGACCCCGCAGACGUCUUCAGGGACUUCUUCGCGGGCCAGGACCCUUUCGCCUUCGAAUUCUUCGGCGCCCCGCUGGAGAACAUCUUCGGGGGACACAGGACCCCCCGCGGAAGCAGAAACAGAAGCAGGGCGUUCACACCCCUUUUCUCCACCUUCACUGAAUUUCCAGCUUUUGGGGGCCACUUCUCUGCAUUCCACCCAAGAUUCACACCCCACGGUUCUAUGAGAAAUGGAGGCCUUUCUUCCUUCUCCAAGUCCUGUGGCAGUGGUGGGACAGACAGCUUCAAGUCUGCGUCCACUUCCACUGAAGCAGUUAAUAGCAAAACUAACACCACUAAAAGAAUCGUGGAGAACGGCCAGCAAAGGAUGAAAGGGGAAGAAGACUGAGCGUUAAAAUCUCUGGCAAAGAGCAGGCAAUAAAUGGCAAAGAGCAGUUGCAUUGACACCUAUAUAAUUCCCUUUGAUUUAGUACAUUUCGAGAAAUAGCAGUUUGUAAGAUUGUAAGUAACCUCUAUUUUCAGAACAAGUGUAUCUAAGAUUAUAUAAACAGUUCAUACCAAAGCCUAUUUGUAAUUAUUGUUUGGACCAUACAAAUAGGAUCUCUGAGGGUUUUUUAAAUUUGUAAAUAUCUAUAUGCACUUUGCUAUUUAUUAAAUUUAAAGACAGAUGAAGAUAAUUUCCAAGUGCCUAAAAAACUUGUUCUCCACAGCUCCUUAAACAAUACUUUUCCCCAUUUGUUGGGAAACAGCCAGGUAGCAUGCAUGCUCUGAAUGGCUUAACUUCUGAAUGAUUUAAUUAUUUUUUAACCACAUUUUCCUGAAAUGUGUAGUACUAGUAGAUUAAAUUGAAGAUGGGUUGAAGUAGUACAUAAAUGCUAAUGAUGUAGGAAGAGUUGACUAUUAUGUAGGUAAAAUGUUGAACCUAGGCUUUUACAAAGCAAGUAAACCUGGUAAAGUGAAUGUAACUAGUCCUAGGGCUUCUGUAAAAAAUUAUGAAGGCUGAGAGCAAAAUAUUUAAGUCAUUGCCUCAAAGUCUCAUGGUGUUGGUGACCUAUCAGGACUGCACUCAGUCUGACACAUUCUGGGACUACAAAAGAAAUUUUCCAGGGCCACACCAACCUAUUGCCAUGCUGGGGACAUGUUCAGAGUAGCUACAUAAAUGCUAGGUUCACCUGAAAGUGUUGAGCAGGUGAAGUGCCAAAUGUACAGCUGAGAAAAUCACAUGUCGGCACAGCUGGUGUCCCACAUGAGGACCUUUUGGGAUUUGAUUGUCUUGGUAGGGUCCCCACAAAGUGUCCUAUCCUCCAUUGUCACGUCCUUACAUUGCCCAAGAAAAGUAAAAAAGGAAAACUGAAGAAGGCUAACAAAUGCAUAAAGUCUGUAACUGCAGAGAAAUCAUGGGACUUGAGUAUAUUGUCACAUGCUUGGAACAUGUGAGAAUAGGUUUAGAUACAAUUGAGUGCCCCAAAGGCUGGCCUGCAUGAUAGGACACAUAAUUCAUGGCAUGAAAAGGGGAUUCAGGAUUCCCAUGGGAGUAUGGGGAAGCUGAAGAAACCAUUUAAAAAUAAAAGGUCACAGAGACACCUGGGCCGUUGCUUCCUAUGUGAUAAGUGAAUACCUUACCAGGGUUUGAACUUACCCAGGAUUUGAAAAGAUAAAGUUGGUUUACCCAUAGGCAAGGAAAGUCUUACGAGUGAAGUGGGUUGCUGUGGUGGAUUGGGCUCUGAGAAAGUGAGGGGUGUUAGGAAUUUGGGGAUGAGAAGGAACCGGCCAUGUUCCAUGGUUGUGUAUAGUG
Molecule: messenger RNA, 2281 nt
Organism: Perognathus longimembris pacificus (Pacific pocket mouse)
Lineage: Eukaryota; Metazoa; Chordata; Mammalia; Rodentia; Heteromyidae
Product: dnaJ homolog subfamily B member 3-like
Exons: 1
Coding region: 71-874 (267 amino acids)
Biological process (GO): protein refolding; positive regulation of proteasomal ubiquitin-dependent protein catabolic process
Cellular component (GO): endoplasmic reticulum membrane; cytosol
Molecular function (GO): ATPase activator activity; Hsp70 protein binding
Source: RefSeq, a predicted model, not a curated record